Messenger RNA from Phaeodactylum tricornutum CCAP 1055/1, 1011 nucleotides. RefSeq lists its product with no specific name. The transcript has a single exon. NCBI's taxonomy places the organism in Eukaryota, Bacillariophyta, Bacillariophyceae, Surirellales, Neidiaceae. Bases 1 to 1011 code for a protein of 336 amino acids. The record is from RefSeq and is a predicted model, not a curated record.
AUGGAAACGACACAAUGUCCAGAACAGCUUUGGGACUACGCCAUUACCUAUGUGGUAAUUGUGCGUAAUAAUACCGCUCGCAAAGCCUUAAAUUGGCAAACGCCCUUAACGGUCAUGACAGGUGACACGAGCGAUAUUUCAGAAUUGUUGGAUUUCGAGUUCUACGAACCGGUACAAUAUUUUGACAAUCCUGAAAUUAAAUUUCCACAAGCUAAGGCUAAAGUUGGUUGGUGGCUUGGUAUUGCAACAAAUGUUGGACAAGCUAUGUGCUACUAUGUCCUAACAGACAAAGGAACCGUGAUAACGCGUUCCACAGUCACACCACUUCACAAAGUUGAUUCGACUGCUUUGCAAACCUCUCUUACAGCUUUUGAUGCUAUGAUAAGGGAGAUUUAUCAGCCUACUGAUUUUGCUCACAGCACUAAAAAGCAAGCUGCCUCGUUACGACGAGAUGAAGCAAUGAAGGUUGCCAGAAAAACUGGUGAACCUGAAGAUCCAGGAGUCCGUAAUAGACAUGUUCUGUAUGACUUAAAUGAGGGAGCCGACCAUGACCAAGUGGAACCAGGACUAUCAGUUGAUGAUUACUACGGUAACGACGACGAAAAAGAGUCUGGUUCGUCGGAUCUCCUUGUCGGCAGCGAAGUACUCCUUACUAAGGGAGGUAUACAACAUCUAGGCAAAGUCACCAAGUGUGAUAAAAAUGGCCAGCCCAAGGGCUCAAACGAAACAACCAAUUAUGUUGUUGAGUUCAAUGAUGGUACUGAAGAGAUUCAUGGAUACAAUGCUCUGCUUGACGCUGUGUAUAAGCAAGUCGAUGAUGAUGGUAAUGAAUGGUAUACUUUUGAAGAUAUUGUUGACCAUCAAAGGCGCCCACGUGGCGGCCGAGGACGAACGAAAGGUUGGUUCCUCCGUGUUAAAUGGGCCAAUGGUGAAUACACCUUGUCAGGGAACCACCUUCCAAUGGUUAAGUUCCACAGCCAAUCUCUCCUUGCAGUCAUUGACCCUAAGUGA